This is a messenger RNA of Toxoplasma gondii ME49, 2684 nucleotides long. Its product is annotated as transmembrane amino acid transporter protein. The coding region runs from base 1 to 1596 and encodes 531 amino acids. Gene Ontology annotation, molecular function: amino acid transmembrane transporter activity. NCBI's taxonomy places the organism in Eukaryota, Apicomplexa, Conoidasida, Eucoccidiorida, Sarcocystidae. The transcript has 6 exons. Gene Ontology annotation, biological process: amino acid transmembrane transport. The record is from RefSeq and is a predicted model, not a curated record.
AUGGAAGUGACGGCUCAGCGGGUUUGUGCAGACAUGAGCACCUCAGGAGAAAUAGGAUCCGAGCUCAAAUGCCUCGCAUUUUCUCUAGAGAAAUGUGGCCAGACCGAAACGACAGAUUCUCAAGAAAAGGGGUUUUUCUCGGGUGCGGAAGGAGAGCCCGAAACCGCAAUUGCGGACCUUGUAGAUAUCGACUUGGAGGCAGGAAGUCAAGCUGAAAAUGAUGAGGGCAGUGCCAGGGGGAAAUACACAAAAUACACAACACGGAGUAGUACAUCGGGAGGUUCCGCUGAUUGCCUAUUCGACGACGGCGAUGCAAGCAGUAUCAACGGGUCGGUUGUAGAAACAAACAUCGGCGUGCUGGAUGAGAAAAAGAAGACUGCGACGGCGAGUACGGCCGUCGUGAUUCUAAAGUCGUUUGUGGGCGCCGGGAUUCUGUUUCUUCCCCAUGCGGUGAUGAAGGGAGGAUUGAUUUUUUCUCUUUGUCUCCUUGUCGGGGUCGUCGGCCUUGCGCUGUACUGCAUGCACGUAUUGAUCAAGUGUUGUGAGCCGGGAGCCGCAGAGAGCUACGAAGAACUCGGAGAACAAGCCUUCGGCGCAUGGGGAGGCAUGGCCAUUGAGUCAUGCGUCUUUAUUUCUCAGCUGGGCUUCUGCACCAUCAACGCAGCCGUCGUUGCAGGCAACCUCCGGGAUGUGAUAUGGAGUGCUACACAGUGUUCGCCGGACUUCCACCUGCCUGUCAAAGCUCUCAUCUGGUGUGGAGCGAUCCUCUAUAUUCCGUUCAGUUUAAUCAAACACAUCAAGUAUCUCGCGCCCCUCAUGCUUGUAGGCAACAUCAGCACAGUAGUCGGGGUUGCCCUUCUGAUGGUCUGCGUCGGGAUGGAGGUGGGAUCCAACCACGGAAUCAACGAGGUCGAUCUCGUCAACACCAGCAAUUGGCCUCUUGUCCUCGGAACGAGCAUCUAUCUGUGGGAAGGCGCAGGCAUGGUGUUGCCCAUCCGGAAGUCUUCGAAGAAAGCUGUUCAGGAUAAUUUCUCCAAGCUGCUCAUCGCUUGCCUGGUGGCGCUGGUUAUCACGUACAUGGUCUACAGCGUCACGUGCAACUUGGCCUUUGGAAGACACCUAGAAGUUGUCAUUCUUUCGAAUCUACCAUCGGGCGUCCUCGGCCUCUCCGUCCAGACGAUUUUCGCAUUCGCCGUCCUGGUCACCUACCCGCUGAUGCUUUUCCCAGCGAGCACGAUUGUGGAACAGCGACUGCUGUCGGUCGUCAACGUCUCCGACCGCGUCCUCAAUUGGGUCGUGGGACCUACGAUUCGCAUCUCCCUUGUCAUCUUGACACUUGGGCUGGCGACAUCAGGUCUUCAGCAAUUGGAUAACGUGGUGGCACUGAUCGGCGGCGUGUGCGGCGUUCCACUCUCCUUCAUUUUCCCCGUGCUUCUUCACAUGAAACUGAGAGGAGACAAACGCAUCGCCUCGAAACUUCUCCAUUGGUUUAUUGUUCUCGGAGGCUUUGCGAUACAAGUUUUCUCCAUCACAUGGACAAUCAAAUCUUGGCACGGCGUCGACGACUACCCCGCACGUUGCAGCGGACAAGUUUGAUUCUUCAGCGGGAUUGAGAAGAGAGAGGCAGAGCUGCAUACAGAAAGGUCACAACGGGGCGGUUAACUGCAACGAGAAAGAGGAACAAAAGAACCAGCGGAUGACGCACGGGUUGACGCGGGCAUGGUCGGAGUUUUAUAUUGAGGAACGAUACACAAUUAUAUAUUAUAUGCACACGCCCGACCACUGAAAUAGAUAUGUGAUGCACUGGAAUCCACAAUAGAACAAGAUUAUGCACGCAUGCACAUAUGCGCGGGAGACGAAUACCCAUGAAGCCCACAACACGAAAUGUCUUUUAAAAAGAAUCGUUUUCUUACGUUUUCACGUGGGUAAAGGAUGGAAAGGAAGGGCUGACAAGGGACGAAUUAAGGUUUCUGCUGUACCAAGCAAACGCGCAUUGUUUUGUGUUGCUGAUGGAGCAAUUUCGGGCAACGGCACCGAUACGACCCCAGGGACAUGACGACAUUUUCUGCAUGGGUGUUUACAAGUACAUGUCUGGAUGUAGAUGUAAACAGUUGCACACGAAUAUAUAUAUAUAUAUAUAGAGAGAGAGAGAGAGAUGCAUCUAUGCAAUACGAGAUAUGCAUGCACCGGUACAUGGCAACAUGUGGAGAUAUAUUCAGGGAUUACAUGCUCCAAGGGGUGUUGUAUGAAUAAGCAGCGGUCGUGUAGUUGCAGGCAGGUUUCGGUUUCUCUUGGCAUCGCGGCUGUCAACGACCCGGGUAAUUCUUUUUUUCGUUCGUCGUCGCGUUGCUGAUUUUUUAUACGAGGCGUGAUAUAUAUCAACAUACGUAUCUAGGUGUGUGUGUAUCAAGAUUUAGAAAGAUAGGCAGAAUCGUGCGUAUAAAUGUGUAUGACAGACAGGAACCUGCUGUCUGCGCGUCAUUUCAUUACGUUGAAAAGAGGAAAGGAACCCAGAAGUAGAUGAGCCAACAACGGUAACACUCGCCAUCAGAGAUACGUUUUUCUUGUGGGAGUGGUUUCGCAAUGAGGUCCUUGUCAUAAUUCAGGAACUCGAUACGGUCUUGUCUUCUUCUUUUCUUAGUCUAAUGUGUCUGCACGGCGGUGAAUGUGGUUUAAUACUUUAC